Molecule: messenger RNA, 1314 nt
Organism: Adineta ricciae
Lineage: Eukaryota; Metazoa; Rotifera; Eurotatoria; Adinetida; Adinetidae
Source: the annotation of a GenBank genome assembly
AUGGCGAUGCAAUCUCUCGUGUUUCUCUUGGUAGCAAUAAACUAUUUCACUGUGGGUAGUACUGCUGUUCCAUUGCCCGGUAACGGUGUACUUCAACCAUCAUUGAAUUAUCAACGCUACCGACAACAUGAAUACAAAAAGUAUCUGCCGUAUUAUCAAUGGUGGUAUUAUUGGAUUCGUGACAACAAUAACGAUCGUCAUUAUGCAAUAGCAUAUGGUACGACAUUGUGCAAACAUACGGAUACAAAAGUUUGUAUGUAUGAUGGCGCUGCUGUGGGCUUUUCAGUCGUGGAUAAUAAACGAAAUUUUCGAAUGCAAAAGUAUGAAUUCUACGAUAGAAAUGCAUUUUCGGUCGAAGGCAUAUUUAAUUAUAAGAUUCAUGCGAAUACCAAUCGAACAAUACAUGAAAUUCUUCCCAUCGACGAUAACACCUUUCGAAUCAGUGGUAAUAUGUCAAAAGAUACGAUCGACAACGUCUGGUUUUGCGAUGGUUGUCCAAAAGAUUUAGAAAUCCAAUGGGAUUUAACAUUAUCUCGAAUCUACGGUUGGUAUGCACAGGAUAUAUUCGAAGAACCCGAUAGAGUCUUAGAAGGCGUCAUCAUGUGGGACACGUACUCUCAUACGGCGGAAGUCGAAGGAUUUGUCAAAAUUAAAGGUGAAGAAUUCACUAUUACGAAAGAUGCUGGUUUCCGCGCUUAUGGUGAUUCAAAUUGGGGUGAAAUCAUGCCAUCAUCUCCACCAAAACAAAAACCAAACGCAAAAUACGCUUGGGGAUGGUACUACGUAAAUAUUCCAUCGAAUAAUCAGUCUCAAGAAUUUAGCAUCAUUGCUGGUACUGGCUUAACUUAUGCUGAUGCGCUUUUGAAAACAAUGGAUGCGCGUUUCAGUGAUAUUCGUCUCGAUGCCACAACGCACAUCGAGUUGAGAUCAGUAACCGUUUGGAAUAUCACAUUAGAUUCGUGUAAUGACGGGAAAUUACAUCGAUUCGAUGUUGAACGUAGUAAUUGGGUGAAUGUCACUGAUUCGUUUGGCAAUGCUACUAUACCAUUGAGACAAUUGGUAACUAUGGAAAGUGAUAAUUAUUUGAUUACAAUGGAUUUCAAGAGUUUGGAAACGAAUUAUAAUCGAUUGUUAUUCGCUUUUAUGGAUUAUGUAUUUUCUGACUUUGAAGGUUUAGGUGUAUCGACGGAUGUGGUGAUCAUCGAAAAAGUGACCGGGAAGGUUCUACGAAAUGAAACAGUGAAAAGUGGUGGUGUGGAAUAUGGUUAUCGUUUUGACAUAAACGUACCGCCUGUGCCUUCAAAAUAUCUUUAA